AUGGUCAAAAUAUAUGUUCCCAUUACUACUAAUUGCCAGAAUAAUCCUGCUACCCCUCCUGGGGAACUUGAAACCUUUAGUUUAAACACAACUACGACGACCUCGACUAUAAAUGAGGAAGGAGAAAUUGUGUUAAUAGAAUUACAAGGGGAACUAAUGAAUUUUGAAGAGAAUAUUAAAAAGAAGAAUGAGAAAUUUAUUGUAGGAGAGUUGAAAUUCGAGGGAGAAAACUUUGAUACUCCAAUUCUGUAUUUUGGCGCAUAUCGUUGUGAAGGUCGUUUAGUAAAGCUAGAAAAGCCUUGGCUAUUAUUAGCUGAACGAUUGUCAUCAGUCAAUACAACCACUGCACCAUCACAGGAAACUAAUAUCGCCAACACUCAAUUAAUAUCUAAAGUAAUUAUACGAAAAAAAUAUUUAUUCAAGACAAGACCAAGUAUGAUUUGA
Ambispora gerdemannii is the source of this 444-nucleotide messenger RNA. NCBI's taxonomy places the organism in Eukaryota, Fungi, Glomeromycota, Glomeromycetes, Archaeosporales, Ambisporaceae. The record is from the annotation of a GenBank genome assembly.